Phytophthora nicotianae INRA-310 is the source of this 219-nucleotide messenger RNA. RefSeq lists its product as hypothetical. Lineage: Eukaryota; Oomycota; Peronosporomycetes; Peronosporales; Peronosporaceae. The record is from RefSeq and is a predicted model, not a curated record. The transcript has 2 exons. The coding region runs from base 1 to 219 and encodes 72 amino acids.
AUGGAUUACACAGAUGUUUCUGCGGUGUUAGCGUUCUACACUGUGCUGAAGACGAGAAGCCGAGCCUCUGCGGCUGUAGAAGAUCUACGACGAAAGAUUGCUGCCGAGCGGCGCCGCUGGGAGUGGGCAAGGUUGAUAAGAGUUCGCCAUUACCUGACGCUGGAUUGUAUCAAGAAACCUGAGGAAUCGCCGUGGAUGGAUAAGGUGAACACACAAUAA